UUGUUUUGGUACCUUUGACGGUUGUCCGAAAUCUAGCAACAAGAAAACCAUUACGUGAUUUUUUCCGACAUGACCUCUACCAAAACAAGCCUCCACCCAUUAUUGUCCAGUGAAUUUCCCGUUUCGACAAUUGUGCCUGGCAAAUUAUCGCCCCUCAGGAAAGCGUCUUCGCCAUAUAGCGGGGGCGGCUCAAACUCUGCGGUGCCGUCUUCGGCAGUCAGGAUUCGUUACGCCAAAUCUCCAAUAUCCAAAGUUUCUAGGAAUAAUACCUUCAUAGCGCCUUCGAGACGUUCCGAGCAACGGGAACCGGAUGGGCAGGACUUGCUCGUGCAUUUGCUACCGGACGAUGACGAUGCCAAGACACGCCUGGGCAAAACGAAAUGUUCCAGUGCCGGUGCCGUCGAGGGAAAGCGGGAACCGCAGCAGCUAGUCGAUGAUCACGUGGUAGUCGACAUUUUCAAGGGAGCCACGUUGAAGUUUUCGGAAGGCUCGGAAGAAGAUCAACUAAAACCUUCGGAUACGGCCACGUCCUCAGUUAUUGAAAAAUCUUCUCCUCCGGUCAACAAAAAAGUCCCCAGGCGAUUACCAGUGCAGAGCAAAUCUAACAUGAGUCGGUCCAUAAAGGCCCAGCGUUGUCUCAUUGGAACGUCGGAUGCCAAAACGAUCAAAUUCCUUCUGAAACUAACCACCAAAAGUUACUUUGAGGCACUUAAAUUUGAAAUCGAUCGGCUGAAGGAAAACGAUCGCAAAAUGCAAGAACAAACCAGCUCGCAUGCACGGUCAAUCAUCGCUCUGAUAAGCAGGGGCAUCGAGUUGGAUCGCAAGAUGGAACAAUUACAAAAUCAAAGCACCAGUGCCAUGCAAGAUGCGCAGGAGAAAGAUAACAAACGGCAGGAGGCAAUUAAAACUAUGAGCGCAGAACUCAACGAAAUGAAAUCGGUUUGCAACUUACUGUUGACAAGCAUAGAGAAAGAUCACCAGCUGAAGGAGUUGGCGCAAAAACUACAGAUUUCGGAACAGUUUGAACAGAAAAAAGAAAGCAGAAAAGCGGCUGAAACUAAAAUAGAGCGCAAAAAGAGUAUGUCGCGCAAUUUGUCAAGAAAGUCUUUAUCAAAGAAAAAUCCCAAAAAACAAAACACAACACGAGCCAAAAGUGAAUCUCUCAUCAACCAAUACAAAUCGAUCAAGCAUCUUCACCCGAUAGGGACACAAAAGCAGAAGGACAGCAAGGUUGCUUCGGUGAAAUCCAAAAGCGACUGGUCUUCGGUAUCUCGAAUGUCAACCAUCACCACGGGCUCCGAUAUGCUAACCGACCUUGAAUUCUCCAGUAGCGAAGGUUCGCGAAAAUUAAAACCAAACCCACCGCAGUCGAGUGAAGUAGCAGUACGAGAGCCAAUCUUUUUCAGCGCCAAAUUUAGCAGAAAGCAAGAACGAAGAAAAACGAAAAACUAGUAUAUUCAGAAUUUUUUGUUGUGGAAAACGGUCCAAAAAAAUGAAGAGCAAAUUUAAUAAAAAAGCUUAAGUGUAGAAACAGUUGUAGUUCGGCCAAAAAGUCUU
This is a messenger RNA of Uranotaenia lowii, 1557 nucleotides long. RefSeq lists its product as uncharacterized. Bases 70 to 1452 code for a protein of 460 amino acids. NCBI's taxonomy places the organism in Eukaryota, Metazoa, Arthropoda, Insecta, Diptera, Culicidae. The record is from RefSeq and is a predicted model, not a curated record. The transcript is spliced from 4 exons.